Messenger RNA from Dioscorea cayenensis subsp. rotundata (Guinea yam), 650 nucleotides. RefSeq names its product heavy metal-associated isoprenylated plant protein 21-like. Gene Ontology annotation, molecular function: metal ion binding. The record is from RefSeq and is a predicted model, not a curated record. NCBI's taxonomy places the organism in Eukaryota, Viridiplantae, Streptophyta, Magnoliopsida, Dioscoreales, Dioscoreaceae. Bases 148 to 597 code for a protein of 149 amino acids. The transcript is spliced from 3 exons.
CCUAACAAAACAACAUGUAUAUCCCAUCCUUCACAUCCUCAAUUAUAAAUACACACUCCUCUUCUUCCAUGCUUGUCAUCCUUCAUUUCUCUCUUUCUAAACUAAACUAAAUUAAACUUCAUCUUUGUCUCUCUACAUUAAAAUUUCAUGGGUGCCUUGGACUACAUCUCCAACAUAUGCAGUGUUACAGACACAAAGAGAGCAUUGAAACUCAAGAAAAGGAAGCCUUUCCAGACAGUGGAGUUGAAGGUUAAAAUGGACUGUGAUGGCUGUGAAAGAAGAGUGAAGCAUGCUGUUAGCUCCAUCAAAGGAGUGACAUCUUAUGAAGUAAACCGAAAACAAAGUCGAGUAAUUGUAACAGGGCAUGUCGAUGCGAAGAAAGUGAUAAAUAAGGUGAAGAGCACCGGAAAGAGAGUCGAGCCAUGGCCGUAUGUCGAACAUAACCUUGUUUAUCAUCCUUAUGUUGCUCAAGCUUAUGAUAAGAGAGCACCUUCAGGUUUUGUUAGAAAUGUAGUUCAAGCUCUCCCAAACCCUGAUGAAGAGAAGUUUACUUCAUUCUUCAGUGAUGAUAACCCUAAUGCUUGCUCUAUCAUGUAAUAUAUAGCAUGCAUAUGCACCAUGCAUGCAUGAAUGAAUGAAGUUGUUAAAGA